This is a messenger RNA of Sabethes cyaneus, 5151 nucleotides long. RefSeq lists its product as uncharacterized. Gene Ontology annotation, molecular function: nucleic acid binding. The transcript has 4 exons. The record is from RefSeq and is a predicted model, not a curated record. Gene Ontology annotation, biological process: DNA integration. The coding region runs from base 1 to 5151 and encodes 1716 amino acids. NCBI's taxonomy places the organism in Eukaryota, Metazoa, Arthropoda, Insecta, Diptera, Culicidae.
AUGGAAUCCGCCAAGGAAUGUAUGUUCUGCGAUGCUCCGAAUUCCGCAUGCGACAUGGUACAGUGCGAUACAUGUGAACUUUGGGCUCACUAUUCCUGCGCUGGAGGGACGGAAGCGGUGAAGGAUCACGACUGGAAUUGUAGAAACUGCACUAAGGAGUUGCAAGUUCCGAAAGUGAAGAAACCGUCGUUCAAGAAAACCGGAAGCCAGAGAUCAAAAAGCGACGGAGGAUCGGUACAAGAAUCGAACAUGUCGUUGGAAGUUAUGCUGAAAAACUUGGAGAUAGAACAACGUGCUAAGGAAAGGCAGUUGGAAGAAGAAAUGAUCUUGCAGGAGAGAAAGAUGGAAUUGAAGAGAGCGUUGAAGGAAAAGCGGAGGCAGAAAGAAAAGGAACUUCGUGAAAAGCAGCUGGCACAAGAGCGGGAGAUGAAGCAACGUCAGCUGAAGGAAGAGCGAAAGAUGUACGAGGAACAACUGGCGGAAGAAGCGACUUUUUUGGAGGAACGUAGGAAGAUGCGAGAAGAGUUCCAGAAGGCGAAGAAAAAUGUCGUCAGGCAGUAUUCAAAAGAAGACGAAGCCUUUGGUGAUGCGCGAAAAGAAGAAAAGGAUAUGCCUUUCGAUAAGAAGGUGGAGUUCUGGUUGAAUAAACAAGGAGAAAGUUCGAAGCCAGUUACAAGGAAAAGUUCAAGUGCAGGAGAAAAGUCGUCGAAGGCCGCAGCCAAGAAAGUGCGGCAAGACGAAGAUGAGAAGGAAGAAGUAGAAGAUUGUCUGCAGGGGAACGCACUAGAAGCUGUAAGAAGCAGGUUGGUUCUUCCGGAUUCGGUCCCGGAUGUCAUCGAAGAUCUUCGGCGUCUUUUUGGCAGGCCUGAAAAACUCCUAAAAACAUUACUCGCUAAAGUCCGCAACUCGCAAGCUCCCAGAGCUGACCGGUUAGAAACAUUUAUCCAAUUCGGGCUCACCGUGAAGCAACUGUGUGACCACUUGGAAGCUGCAAAGCUAAGGGAACACCUCCACAAUCCAAUGCUGGUCCAAGAGUUGAUAGAGAAGCUUCCUGCGAACUAUAAGUUGGACUGGGUACGCUUUAAGAGAGGGAAAAAAGGCGCGCCUCUCCGAAUGUUCACUAAUUUUAUGAACGACAUCGUGUCCGACGUUUCGGAGGUAUCGGAGUUCUCGGUUCUAGAUUCAAAGGAGUCUCCAUCGCCGUCUUCGUUCAAUAGAGUUCAACAAAAGAGGAAAGAGUUCGUCAAUGUCCAUAAUACCGAUCCGAACAUAGUCGACGACUCUCCAGCAGCGAGGGGACCCAAACCGUGUUGGGUCUGCAAAAGAACCGACCAUAAACUAAGGUUCUGUGACGACUUCAAACAGAUGCAAGUGGCUGAUCGAUUGAAGGUGGUGGAACGAAAUAAACUGUGUGCUCUCUGUCUGAACAACCACGGGAAAAGUCGCUGCAAUUUCAAACUCCGAUGCAACGUUGGAGGUUGCCAAGGCGAACAUCAUCUGUUGCUGCACCGCGUGGAAGAAGCUGUUCAGUUGUCUAAGGUGGAAUGCAAUGCGUAUGGCCAAAAGCGACAGACCAUAAUUUUCCGAAUGGUUCCAGUUACCGUUUACUUCGGAAAUCGCGCGCUGGAUACACUAGCUUUCCUCGAUGAAGGUUCUUCCACCACACUCGUAGAGGAGUCGAUCGCAAAGCAGUUAGACACCAAGGGCUUCGCUGAGCCGCUGGUGGUAACGUGGACCGGAAACGUUAAGCGGUACGAGAAUACAUCCCAGAGAAUGGAUCUAAUGCUAUCGGCUAAGGGAUCGAAGCAAAUGCUGCCAUUGAUGAAUGUGCGCACUGUAGCGGAGUUGAAGCUGCCGAAACAAAGCCUGCAACGCCAAGAAAUGGCCGCUCGUUAUCCGCACCUUCGAAAUGUGCCUGUGUCAAGCUACGAUUACACCGAACCUGGAAUAAUCAUAGGCUUAGAUAACCUACAUGUAUUCACUCCUCUUGAAUCGCGCGUGGGUCAGUGCGGAGAGCCGAUCGCAGUGCGGUCGAAACUGGGAUGGAUGAUAUACGGACCAGAGCGCCACGCACCGACGGCUGAGACUCGUUUGAAUUUCCACGCAUUUGAUUCGAUCUCAAACGAAGGCUUUCACGAUCUAUUCCGUGAGCAGUACGUUUUAGACGACACCAAUGCCGCUUCCGCAGGGCUGCUUGAGUCGACGGAGAAUCAGCGAGCACGGAAAAUCCUUCAAGCUACUACAGGCUACGCGCAUAAAGCGACGGCUGAGGAGCUAGCGGAACCGAAUCGAGCGAAGGUAUGGUAUCUUCCGUUGAACGUUGUGCUAAAUCCACGAAAACCGGGGAAGGUACGUCUAGUUUGGGAUGCGGCGUCAACCAUAAACGGAGUGUCGCUGAACAGUGAGCUGUUGUCAGGACCCGAUAUGCUGCAAUCUCUCCCAACGGUGAUCAAUCGUUUUCGAGAACGACGCAUUGCUUUCCGCGACGAUAUACAGGAGAUGUAUCACCAGAUUCGAAUCCGAUCCGAAGACAAGCCGGCCCAGAGGUUCCUCUUUCGUGCGUGCCCAACAGACGAGCCCGAGGUGUACGUAAUGGACGUCGCUACUUUCGGGUCUACCUGCUCUCCGUGUUCAGCUCAAUUCAUCAAGAACAUGAACGCGUCUGAGUUUGCGGAGGAGUUUCCUGAAGCUGCGGCGGCGGUAGUAAACAAUCACUACGUAGAUGAUUACUACGACAGCGCUGACUCUGUGGAGCAGGCUACCAAGAUGGCCAGGGAUGUAAAAUACAUCCACUCUCGCGGCGGGUUCUACAUUAGGAAUUGGGUAUCAAACUCGCCGGAGUUCCUGCAAAACAUUGGUGAGUCGUCUCAAAAACCCAUUCACUUCAAUCGGGAUAAAGAUACGAUGGUCGAACGUGUGCUGGGGAUUAUUUGGGAUCCAACUGAAGACGUUUUUCGCUUUUCUACCGCCGUGCGGGAUGAAUAUCAGCCUGUAAUCCAGGGAAUCGAAAGGCCAACGAAGCGUAUAGUAUUGAGCUGCGUGAUGUCCAUGUUCGAUCCGCAAGGUCUUCUUUCGCCAUUCACUGUGUUCGGAAGGAUGCUGAUUCAGGAUUUGUGGAGUACUGGUUGCGAUUGGGACGAUCCAGUGGACGAUACGUCGUUUGAAAAAUGGAUGCGAUGGACGAAAGUGCUACCUCAAAUUGCCACAAUCAAGGUGCUACGAAGUUACUUCGGGGAUGCCAAGUUCGACGACAUCGAGAACGUUCAGCUCCACAUCCUAACGGACGCAAGCAAGGGAGCCUACGGUUGUGUCGCCUACUUUCGAGCGAGAGUGAACGGUGAAGUAAGGUGUGUUCUAGUGGCAAGCCGGGUGAAAGUAGCAUCCCUGAAACCGACCUCCGUUCCGCGACUGGAGUUGCAAGCGGCUGUUCUGGGUGCGAGACUGGCAGCAGUGGUGCGGAAGAAUCAUUCCUUCAACAUAAGUCGACAGUUCUUUUGGACGGACUCGACCACUGUGCUUUCAUGGAUCAGGUCGCAUCAGCGGCGUUAUAAAGAGUACGUCGGUCUGCGCAUCGGGGAGAUCCUGACCUUUAGUAGGCUUCCGGAGUGGCAUUGGAUCCCCACAAAGUUAAAUGUGGCGGAUCAACUAACAAAAUGGACACGAGAUCAAGAAAUGAGCUCCGCCGACAUCUGGUUUAACGGCCCGGAGUUCAUGUACAACGCAGAAGAAGACUGGCCGAAGCAGAAAAUACCGCAAGCGUCAACGAAGGAAGAGUUGCGGGCGCAUCUUCUAAUUCACGAUGUGGCACUCCCAGCUGCCGUGAUUGAUAUCCAGCGAGUGUCAAAAUGGACGGUGUUAAAGAAAGGUGAAGGGAUUGCCGCUAGAGACGUUGAGAGCCACACCGGGGCAGGCGAAGAUGUUAAAGGCGGAAACGUAUCCAGUUGUGAGAGUUUGCAGCAGUGCGAGUUCGAGAAAGCGGAACGAAUACUGAUGAAGAUGGCGCAGGCCGAGGCGUACGGUGCAGAAAUAAAGAUUCUCCUGAAGAAUAGGGAACUACCAGCGGACAAAUGGCUACAGGUCGAAAAAUCUAACUUGCUGUACAAGCUAACUCCGCUUAUCGACGACCAAGGAAUCAUUCGCUCAGAAGGUCGUUCGGAACGAGCCGAGUUUCUGCCGUUCGAUCUUCGUUUCCCUAUCAUCCUGCCGAGGGAACAUGGUGUUACGGCGAAAAUAGUGCAGCAUUUCCAUGAAAGAUUCGGACACGGCUACCGUGAAACUGUGAAAAUAGAGCUUCGUCAACGCUUCCUGAUCCCGAAAGUCGGCGCAAUUAUCGCAGAUGCUGCGAGAUCGUGCAUAUGGUGCAAGGUGAACCGAAAUCGACCGCAGAUUCCUAGGAUGGCUUCCUUACCAGUUCAACGGUUGACCCCCCACCUGCGUCCUUUCAGCUACGUUGGUGUCAAUUAUCUCGGCCCUUUUACGGUAUCGUCAGGUAGACGCAGCGAUAAACGGUGGACCGUCAUCUUCACGUGCUUUGUAGUCCGGGUUAUUCAUCUGGAGGUCGCUCAUUCGUUGACGACGCAAUCCUGUCUCAUGGCCAUCCGUCGUUUCAUUAGCUAUCGUGGUCCUCCCUUGGAGCUCUUUUCUGAUAACGGGACGAACUUUAAGGGAGCUAGCAAGGAGAUAGCGGCCAAGAUUCGGGAUAUCGACGAAGACUGUGCAAGUGAAUUGACGUCAGCACGUACAAAGUGGUCGUUCAACCCUCCAGCCACCCCUCAUAUGGGCGGGGUCUGGGAGAGGCUUGUCCGGUCCGUAAAAGACGUACUAGUGGUAUUGGAUGAUGGCAGACGAUUGACGGAUGAAAUUCUGCUGACGUCAAUCGCAGAAGCAGAAGAUAUCGUCAACUCGAGACCUCUUGUCUACGCAUCGCAGGAAUCGGAUGAAGCUGAAGCGCUCACGCCGAAUCAUUUCCUUCGGGGAGUCUCGCCGAAUGAACCGUGGCAAGGAGCUCCACCUGUGAACCCGGCGGGAGCACUGAGGGACUCGUAUCGUCGAUCGCAACAGUUAACGGAAGAUAUGUGGCGACGAUGGAUCCGUGAAUAUGUUCCGUCAGUCAACCAACGUUCUAAAUGGUUCGCCACGCAAGAAAACUGA